Crotalus tigris (Tiger rattlesnake) is the source of this 2837-nucleotide messenger RNA. Its product is annotated as acetyl-coenzyme A synthetase 2-like, mitochondrial. Gene Ontology annotation, cellular component: mitochondrion. Bases 240 to 2276 code for a protein of 678 amino acids. The transcript is spliced from 14 exons. The record is from RefSeq and is a predicted model, not a curated record. Lineage: Eukaryota; Metazoa; Chordata; Lepidosauria; Squamata; Viperidae. Gene Ontology annotation, molecular function: acetyl-CoA synthetase activity; AMP binding.
UUUCUCUAGAAGUAGAGUAGUAUACGUGUACUACUGUAUAUGUUUCAGGAAGAGAGUAUGACAUUCUUGAAAUCUCAGUUUAAAUGCAGAUUUACCAUCUGAUUCUGGAAAACCUAAUGGGACCACAUUUCUUAGUGCCAGAAGCAAAUAUUUUUAUUUUUUUUACUUUUGCUAGUAAGAUUUUAUCCUUGAAGAUUUUAUCUGGGUAAAAAUAAAGGACACUCUUAUACCCUAGAAUUAUGGCCUGGCUGCUGGUUAGAACUUGCUUCCCCAAAAUUGCCUUUGGAAAUAAAUUUUCUUAUCAAAGCAGAGCAUGGAGCAGAGGUCCCUUGACUGCAUACAUGCCAGAAGCCACAGCUUUUCCUGGACCAAGGAAUCACCAAGAACUAUACCAGCUCUCAGUGGAUCAAGCAGAUGUAUUCUGGGGAGCGCUAGCAAGAAGCCGGCUGAUGUGGAGCACUCCUUUUCAUUCUGUUAGUGACUGUAACUUUCAGCAGGGCAAGGUGUCCUGGUUCCUUGGAGGACAGCUCAAUGUAGCAGUUAACUGUCUGGAUCGACAUGUCCACAAAAAUCCAAAUAAAGUAGCGUUAAUCUGGGAGAAAGAUGAGCCUGGGCAAGAAGACCAAAUUACAUACAGAGAAUUGCUAGAAUUGACAUGUCGACUUGGGAACACCUUAAAGAGGCAGGGAGUGAAGAAAGGUGACAGAGUCACUAUCUACAUGCCUUCCUGUCCAAUGGCUGUAGUGGCUAUGUUGGCUUGUGCCAGGAUUGGAGCAAUACACACAGUAGUAUUUGCUGGAUUCAGUUCUGUUGCAUUAGCUGACAGGAUCCAGGAUGCUCAGUCUGAAACAGUGAUCACAGUCAAUCAAGGUUUGAGAGGAGGCAAGGUUGUUGAACUAAAGCAGACAGUAGACCAGGCUGUGAAGUCUUGUCCAACAGUGAAGCGAGUUUUUGUUUCAAAAAGAACAGAUGAGAAAGUUCUCAUGUCUGAUUUAGACAUACCGCUAGAGCAGGAAAUGAUGAAAGAGAAUGUAACCUGUCAACCUGCUACCUUGGAGAGCGAAGAUUUACUAUUCCUCCUUUACACCUCAGGAAGUACUGGAAAACCCAAAGGCCUGACCCAUUCCCAGGCAGGCUACUUGCUAUAUGCUGCCCUCACACAUAAGUAUGUGUUUGACUACCACGAUGGAGAUAUUUUUAGCUGCGUUGCAGAUAUUGGUUGGAUCACAGGUCACAGUUAUGUGGUAUAUGGACCUUUAUGUAAUGGAGGAACUACAGUCCUUUUUGAGAGUACUCCAGUGUAUCCUAAUCCAGGGCGUUAUUGGGAAACUGUGGAGAGGUUAAAGAUAAAUCAGUUUUAUGGAGCCCCAACAGCAAUUCGCCUUCUUCUUAAAUACGGAGAUAACUGGGUAAAGAAAUAUGACAGGUCUUCCCUCAAAAUUCUUGGAUCAGUGGGAGAACCUAUCAAUUCAGAAGCCUGGGAGUGGUACUUCAAUGUGGUUGGAGAUAGAAAGUGUCCUGUAGUUGAUACAUGGUGGCAAACUGAAACAGGAGGCAUCUGUAUUGCUCCUCGACCUUCAAACCCUGAAGAUGAGAUUGUUCCAGCUAUGGCCAUGAGGCCAUUCUUUGGCAUCAGACCUUCUCUUCUAGAUGAUAAAGGAAAAGUCUUAACACAGAAUGAUGUCUCUGGAGCCCUCUGUAUUUCUCAGGCUUGGCCAGGCAUGGCAAGAUCUAUUUACAAUGAUCACCAGCGUUUUCUGGAGACCUACCUAAUGCCUUACCCAGGAUAUUUCUUCACUGGAGAUGGGGCCUACCGGACAAGUCAAGGAUAUUACCAGUUGACAGGCCGCCUGGAUGAUGUCAUCAACAUCAGUGGGCAUAGGCUAGGCACUGCUGAAAUAGAAGAUGUUAUGAAUAAACAUGAGGCAGUGGCAGAGUCAGCUGUGAUUGGAUAUCCUCAUAAAAUCAAAGGCGAAGGGGCCUAUGCAUUCAUUGUGCUGAAAAAAGGCUUUAAACUGUCCCAAGAAAACCUGACCUCUGAACUCGGAAGCCUUGUUUCAAAAGAGAUAGCAAAAUAUGCAGCACCAGACCAUAUUCAGGUAGCUCGGCACCUGCCUAAGACUCGUUCGGGGAAAAUUAUGCGGAGGGUUCUGAAGAAGAUUGUAGAAAACAAAGCAGAUGAACUUGGAGAUCUGACAACUCUGGAUGAUCAUGACACAGUGAAAGAGAUAAUUGAGGGACACAAGAAACUUCUGCAGAAAGACCAAGAUCAGUAGCCCAAAUAUCUUGGCCCUCAAGAAGCAACAAUGAGAAGAAUACUGUGGCAACAGCAGUCUUUGUACUCCUAAAAUCCUUUGCAGAACCAAAAGGGAAGCUUAUUCAUUACUGACAAAAACUUAUCUUAAUAAAUGGGAAGAAUAUAACUCUUACGUAAUAGCUGAAGAGUAUGCUGUUUAAUAUUCUAUACCACAUUCACUACUUAUCCAAACCACUCCUGGAUGAUUCACCAUUUGCUCCAAGGUUUAUGUAUUAGACAAUUAAGACCCUAUCUCUGAGCAACUAAAGUCUGCUGGGAGGAAAACCUCAAACUUUAAGGAAAAAUUGCUAUGUUUAAAUACAUUUAUAGAGGAUCUUUACAUAAUAUCGAACUUUAGAGAAUAAAAGAAUGCUUUGGAUUUCAUUAGAAGAUUUGGGGGAGCUUUUCAAAAGAAAAAGGAGGAUGUAUAAUUUAAAAAACGUAACACAACAUGUAAAAGAUAAGUAACAUAUUUCUUCCUCCUGCCCAUCUUAUAAUAGCUUCAUUCUGGAUUUUAAAGCAAUAUAACAAUUUUUUUCAA